AUGCUUAUUAUAUUGUGUACAUUAGGCCCUAAUCAAUUUGGUAGAUAUACUAAUCAUUUCUACACUACCUCUCCAGAUGAGAUUGGAACUACCUUCCCUGGUCAAAUAGGUAAACAUGGUUACAGGAGCGAAGGAAUUGCUGCUUACAUUUAUACUGAUCCACCACUGCUUGUAGCUCCAGCUGUUGUUCCACUUUACCGAUAUUACCAUGGAAAAAUACAUGAUCAUUUAUAUACGUCAGACUUCAACGAGUUAGCAUGUGGAGAAGGAAACCCUGAUGGUUAUAACUAUGAAGGCAUUCAAGGAUAUUGCUUCAAAUAUUCCUUGCCUGGCAUCAAUCGCCCUUUGUACCGAUACUAUAGUGAUAAUGCUAUGGAUCAUUUUUACACAACAAAUGAAGCUGAGAUUGGAACAACAACCAUUGGAGUUACAGGGAAGCAUGGUUAUAUAUCUGAAGGUAUGACCUGCUACGUUGCUUAAUGGAACCAUUGAAACUGGCACAAACACUAGUAGAGAAACAUAUUUUCUUUAUUUUUUUGUAACGUCACAAUGAGUUUUUAUGCAUGAGAAUAAGAGGAAAAAA
Messenger RNA from Amphimedon queenslandica, 583 nucleotides. RefSeq lists its product as uncharacterized. The transcript is spliced from 2 exons. The record is from RefSeq and is a predicted model, not a curated record. Bases 1 to 480 code for a protein of 159 amino acids. Lineage: Eukaryota; Metazoa; Porifera; Demospongiae; Haplosclerida; Niphatidae.